Molecule: messenger RNA, 1284 nt
Organism: Rotaria socialis
Lineage: Eukaryota; Metazoa; Rotifera; Eurotatoria; Philodinida; Philodinidae
Source: the annotation of a GenBank genome assembly
AUGAAUACUAUAGAAGUAGAAUUUCAAUUCGGCCGCGAAUGUAGAUCAGCACUACUACAAUCCGAAGAUUUUUUAACUUUUGAUUCGUUAAUUCGUUUAGCUGAACAUACGUUUCCAUCAUGUAAACAUCCAUUUACGGCAUUUAUGUAUGUUGAUGACGAUCGAGACGAAGUGACAGUAUCAAGUGAACUUGAAAUGGGUCCAUUGAGAAACUUUUAUUUUCGUACGUGCCAACAACAAAUGCGCUCGAAAUUUAUUCUGAAGCUCAAGCCGAUGGUUAACCGUAAUCAUGCUAAUUUAACAAUAGAUACAUCGGCAUGUCCCGAUCAACAGCAUCAAGACAGAAAGAACGCAUCCUAUCUUGAAGCGAACGUCGAACAUAUUCUAUCGUCCGGGAAUAUGUUAUCACUCGAUAUACUCGACAUAAUUGGUACCGGUAAUAGUGGUAUUGUGCGGCGAUGUCGUAAUCGGCGAACUCAACAAAUUCUUGCCGUUAAAAUUAUUUCACUUGAUUUUCAUAAGAAUGAAAAAAAACAAGAAAUCGUCAUGGAACUAAACGCAUUAAAUCGAUUACAUUCCGAUUAUAUUGUUCAAUUGCAUGGCGCUUAUCUACACGAGAAUUCUGUACAUAUCUGUACUGAAUUUAUGGAUCGCGGUUCACUUGAACUAUAUGUUGGUAUACAUGUACCGGAAAAUGUUCUCAUUCACAUAACACUGUUCAUGAUUCAAGGUCUUAUGUAUAUGUGGAGUCAAAAAAUUAUGCAUCGCGAUGUUAAACCGUCGAAUGUUUUGGUGAACAGUUUAGGUUCGAUAAAAUUGUGUGAUUUUGGUGUGAGCCGAGUUUUAGAAACUAUCGGCCAAAAAGUUGCAACAUUUAUCGGAACACAUAAAUAUAUGGCACCGGAACGAGUUAUUUCAGAUGAAUAUAGUAUACCAUCGGAGAUUUGGGGCCUUGGCAUGACGAUUCUGGAAAUAGGUUUAGGUAAAUAUCCAUUUCAAGCUGAAACUUGUGAUCCACCAUUAGCUGUACGACCAAUUGAAUUAGUUCAAUGCAUUGUUUAUGAAACACCGCCUAUACUACCAGCGAAUCGUGGUUAUUCAUCAGACUUCGCUGCAUUCAUUCAGCAAUGUCUCUCGAAAAAUUCUGCUGAACGGCCAUUACCAGCAAAUUUCUUUGAAAAUCCAUUUUUGAUGAAAUUCUAUAAUCAUGAUCCGAAUCAAAAUCGAGCAAUCAUCGCCAACUUUUUCAAUUGUACAGCUGUCGCUCCUACUGCAACAGCGUAG